CAGGUAUUGUCUUGCAUUUCUAUCUACACUCUGACGCGGUCUGAUCAUAUAGCGCCUGCUUGCAAUCCCUCACAGGGAGGAUCUACACCAAUUUCAACACCAAGCCACUCGUUGCGGUUUAAAACACGUUGCCACAAGCUCAUGUAUCAGUGGCCAUGUCAAUUCUCAUGUUUUCCCAAGCACUAGCCGGUGCAUUGUUUCUUGCAUUCGCCGAUGUGAUCUUCUCCGCCGGUCCCAAGUCAUUAAUUUUAAAGGACGCACCGAAUGUCGAUUCACAAGCCAUCAUUGCUGCCGGUGCUACGGGGCUACGGGAUGUGGUCCAGACUCAAGAUUGGCCUGGGUGCUCAGAGCUUACGCGAAAAGUGUCGACCAAGUGUUCUACAUGGCCGCUGCGCUUGGAGCAGUUUGAUUGAUAUCCUCAUUUGGAAUGGGUUGGAAGGAUAUUCGGAAGAAGGAAUCUGCC
Molecule: messenger RNA, 463 nt
Organism: Aspergillus novofumigatus IBT 16806
Lineage: Eukaryota; Fungi; Ascomycota; Eurotiomycetes; Eurotiales; Aspergillaceae
Exons: 2
Coding region: 156-413 (85 amino acids)
Source: RefSeq, a predicted model, not a curated record